AUGGACGACUUCCUCCUAUCUGACGUCGCCGAGGACGACGUCCGCGUGACGUCCCUGUUCGGCCAGCGCCACCACAGGUACGCCGGGGGGGCGAGGAGGGGGAAGUCCUUCCUCUUGAGUCUCUUCCUGAGAUACCUCAGGGCUCGAGGGUCUGAAAAUUGGCUGGAGGAUGAAGACACUCCGAUCACAGGGUUCGCAUGGAAAAUGAGUUCCAAGAGGGUAACGACGGGGAUUCACAUCUGGGAUGAAAUUUUUACAUUGAGGCUCGCCAACGGGGAAGAGGCAUGCGUCCUCCUGAUGGACACGGAAGGGACAUUCGACUGCGAGGAGUCCCUCGCUCAUAGCGUGACUGUCUUCGCCCUUAGCACCCUCCUCAGUUCCGUCCAGAUUUACAACCUCAAGGAAAACAUCCAUAUGGACGACCUCCUUCACCUCCAGGUAUAUUUCACUGGGUACGGCCGCCUGUGCCUCGAGACAAGCAACGACAAACCCUUCCAGAACUUCCUCUUCCUCGUGAGGGACUGGAGGAACCACCACGAGGUCCCCUAUGGAAGUGAAGGAGGGCAGGCGUUCCUGGACGAGAAACUCAAGACUUCUGGCAGACAGCGAGAGGAAGUGAAGAAAGUGAAGGAAGACAUCAAGUUCUGUUUUACGAAACUCAAUUGCUUCCUUAUGCCUUAUCCCGGGGAGAGAGUGGCUGGAGAUCCUCAUUUCAGCGGGUCUCUUUCUGAUAUACGGGAAGACUUCAAGGAUCAACUCCGUCUUUUGGUACAGCAGCUGCUCUCCCCAGAGAACCUGGCUCUCAAGACGAUCGCCGGCAGUCCCAUCACGUGCAAACAACUCUUCGAAUUCUUCAAAUGUUACAUCGGAAUUUACAACAACCGAGCGGAGAUCCCCGAGCCCAUGAGCAUCUUCGAGGCCACCGCCGAGGUACAGCACCGGAAUGCCUGCGACGAAGCAGUCAACCACUACACCAAAGGAAUGGACGGACACCUGGCAGAAACUCCCGUGCCCACUCGAAGGAGACUGAAUCAAGUUCACGCCUCACUCCGAGUGGAGGCGAUAGAGAAAUUCACGAGAUCCAAGAAGAUGGGCGGAAAAGAAGCAUUGGGAAGAUACAUCUUGCUUUUGAAUGAGAGCCUGCACGAGAAGCAUAAGAAGUACGAGAUACAGCGAGACGCGAGGGAGGAUCAGAUCAGGUCGAAACUGCUGGAAGCGGCAGCCCGCUCCCUCAAGGAGUACGGGGAAGAUAUGUCCGAGGUCUUGGGGACGGUCCCACUGGUGACCAAGGAGGAGCUGCGAGUGGAACACGAGGAGAAGAAGGCAUGGGCGAUUCAAGACUUCUUGCAGAAUAAGGAAAUUGCAGGGGAAGACCUCUUCACACAAUGCAAGGAGAAACUGGAGAAGGACAUCGAGUCCCAGUCAGCCUUCUUCUUCACCGAUCGGCAAUGGAAAGAGACCACUGCCAACGGGGACCUGAUCAACGCCAUCCAGUCCACCGUCUGGAUCUACUGUAGCCAGAUGGGCCACUCCUGCGGAGGAGCCGUCAUCACCGAGGAAGAGUUGGAGAGUGAGCACCGGAAGCACUACAAAGAGGCGAUCAACGCCUUCUUGGAGAGAACUCAAAACACACUCUGUCCAUAUCUUCUCGAUGGCCACCAUCAAAACUUGAUGAGGCGUAUGUCAAUCGAAUACGAGCGAUACAAAGCCUUCAGAAACUCCCAAGAGCACCAAGCUGAGUCUGCCCUCCAAGACGCGGUGGAGAGAAGCGUGAUAGUCUACGAGCUCGAGAUGUCCUACCACUGCGGCGGCAAGGACGAUGAAGGAAGGCAGGGAGUCACCGACAACCACCUUCUCACCAAGAAAGAGCUGCUCGAAGGACACGAGAAGUGCCGCAGAGAAGCUCUGCAGAUCUUCUGGGAGACUGGGGCGCAGUGGCCUCACCUCGCCGACAGAUACAAGGAGAAGCUGGAUGAGCGUCUGACAAGGGCGAAAGAUCAUCUCGAGAGGAAACGGAAAAACAAAGAAAAAAGAGUGGGAAGAUUGCUGGUGAAAUCCCUGAGGGCAAGGGCAGGGGAUUACCUCAGUGCUACCAGGAUGAAGAAAUUCUACGGAGAAACCGUUGUGACCGAGGAAGAACUAAAGGAAAACCACGAGGAACACAGGGACGCAGUCGUUCGCUCCUUCGUGGAAGAUGGAGACUGGGCCCCCGCCUGGCUCUUCCAGGAGUACCGAGACAUCCUCGUCACCACCCUGGAUGACUGGCACCGCUCAUUGGAAACGAAGAUGACGGAAGAGCGCGCGAAACGAUACCAGGCAGGAAGCAUCGUCGGCAUCGCUGCAGCAGCGGCCCCCUUGAUGGCGGGCGCGGUGCUUGGCCCCAUCGGCGCUCUGGGGGCCGGUGCUGCCAUAGGUGCUCUCGGCGGCACCUAUAAGUACUAUAACGAUGCAUGGAGGUGGCAGAACGAGGUCGUCCCUCCCGACCCUUCCAGCAUUCCAAUGUCCGUCUCGGGUUUGGUUGUCAAUCUCGUAUCAUCCGACGAAGAUAAUGCAGAAGUGGAGUCCGAGGAACAUGAGUCAGAAUAA
This is a messenger RNA of Darwinula stevensoni, 2586 nucleotides long. The record is from the annotation of a GenBank genome assembly. NCBI's taxonomy places the organism in Eukaryota, Metazoa, Arthropoda, Ostracoda, Podocopida, Darwinulidae.